Dermacentor silvarum is the source of this 1393-nucleotide messenger RNA. RefSeq lists its product as uncharacterized. The record is from RefSeq and is a predicted model, not a curated record. The coding region runs from base 1 to 1335 and encodes 444 amino acids. The transcript is spliced from 5 exons. NCBI's taxonomy places the organism in Eukaryota, Metazoa, Arthropoda, Arachnida, Ixodida, Ixodidae.
AUGAGUGUGGAGCACGGCAAGACGCAAGUGGACGGUCCGACCGGGAAGCAGCACAUGAAAGAAGGUGCGGUGCCACGGUUUUUGAGGGCUCGUUCGGUGCCGUUCGCGCUUCGCAAAGCUGUGUCCGCUGAAAUUGACCGCCUCGUUGAGCAAGGCGUUUUGUCACCAGUGAGUGUUUUCGAGUGGGCUGCGCCUGUUGUACCAGUGGUGAAGAAGAAUGGGGACCUCAGGCUGGGCGGAGAUUUUAAACUCACCGGGAAUCCCGCCACUCACCUGGAGCAGUACCUUUUGCCAAAGCUCCCGCAUGACGAAGAGGCUAAAAAUAUAACCGUUAUCAACACGCACCAGGGCUUAUACUCGUACAACAGAUUAGUUUUCGGCAUCUCGUCUGCUCCCGCACUGUUCCAGCGGCGCAUUGAGUCGUUAUUGCGGGGCUUACGAAGAGUGCGUGUAUACUUGGACGACAUUAUAAUCGCCGUAAAACAACAUGACACGUCGACGCUUCGACAAGUGUUGCAGAAACUGCGGGACAGUGGCAUCCAGCUGAACAAAGCCAAAUGUCGGUUCCGAGAGAAAGAAGUGCAGUUUCUGGGGCACAAGAUUGACGCAUGCGGCCUUCACCCGCUGCCUGACAACCUCGAAGUCAUAACAGCUGCACCAAAACCAGAUGCCCUUCCAUCUAAACAAAUGAUUGCUCUGACCCAGGAGGACGGCACACUUCGGCAAGUCCGGGAAUGGGUCGAGCGUGGCUGGCCAUCACAUCUUGCCAAGGAGCAGCAGCAUAUGCUUCCGUACUUCACCCGCACAUCGACGCCUCUCGAGAGUGGUAAACCACCCGCACAACUGCUCAUUGGGUUCCCGCCCCGGACGAGGCUCUCUGCCCACUUCCCAGAAGGCGAGGUACCUGCAGAGGCUGACGCGAUCCAGGAACCGUUUCCGUCGGCCAAUACACAACCAUUGUUCCCACCUGGAAAGCGCACCUGGUCCCGCAAAUUUCAGCGAGGGCGAAAAUGGCUACCAGGGACUGUGAUAGCGACGGAGGGGAAUCGCAUGGUAAGGCUGGAGACGCCCCAGGGAAUACAGCGCCGUCAUACGGAUCAGUUGCGUACACGGCUAGCGGAAGCGACAAAGACAAGGGAGAAUGCAACAACGCUCGGCCGCAGUUCAGCGGAAACACAGCCGCCCGCGGAGACUCGAGAAGCAAGGGCAACGGCGCCCUACAGUCCAGCGACUCCCCAGCCGGCCACAGAGACUCGACAAACGAGUGCAUCGGAAGCAAUGCAACUGCGCCGCUCAACACGAUCAAGACGCCCACCAGAGCGACUGGGCUUUUGAAGGGGGAAGAGAAGCAGCGUCGUCGAUAAAGCACACUUGUGCGCCCGAGUUCCUUAUC